AUGCGCGGCUUCAACAUCCAGCAGUUCCUUACCAGUCUCCCCAGAAUUUCACCGUUCGUCGGGGGCAGCUCGCAGGAUCACUUCCACGGCGCUAGUGGAAGCUCGUGGGAAGCUGUUGCCUCUUCAUCGUCCUGCGUAAGUCCUGCCAUUCCAAGGCUACGAUCUGACAUCGAUACUGCAUACUCCUCCUCGGUUGGCUCAUACUUUAGCUUGAAAAAUGUAGAGCUGCAGCCUAGCUGCGUGGCACUGCCGAGGUCUGCCGAAGAUGUAUCUGCCGCCAUUCGAACGCUGUCGCUCGGGGCCCACGUGUGGAAGGAUCAAUGCCAAUUUGGCAUCCGCGGAGGCGGCCAUACACCUUUCAAGGGUGCUGCCAGCCUUGAUGGCGGCAUUGUGCUGGAUCUCAUUCAUAUGCCAUCGGCUGGUCUAUCACCCGACCACGAAACGAUCACUGUCUCUCCCAGCACGGCAUGGGACACUGUAUACGAUACCCUUGCUCCCUACAACCGGAGCGCAGUGGGUACAAAGGUCUCAGGAGUCGGCGUAGGUGGCUCCGCUACUGCAUGCGGAGUGUCCUACCUGUCGUUCCGCUACGGCUAUAUCUGCGAUAUGGUCGAGAAUUUCGAAGUGGUGUUAGCCACAGGUGACAUCGUGAACGCCAACGCCGAAAACAAUCCGGAUCUGUGGAAGGCUCUUCGCGGCGGUGGCAACAACCUCGGUGUUGUGACGGCCUUGACUUUGAAGACAGUGGAGCAGGGUCCUUUCUGGGGAGGUCAGACCUUUCAUUCGUUUGACCUGCGGAAGAAAGUCUUCGCUGCCCACGUCGAGCUUGCCAACUCGUACCCCUAUGAUCAGUAUGCUCAUUUCAUGAACACUUUGAUUCUGAACAACAACACAAGAUCUUGGGCCAUGGCCAAUUCGCUCCAGUACACAAAGAGCGACCCACCGGUCCCGGAGCCAAAGGUCUUCAAACCAUUCCUGGACCUCCCUCAAACUCCUCUCAUGCCUGGCAUCCCACCAAACACUCUGCGUGUCGAUGAAAUGCCAAACUACGCACGCGAGUACGAUGCAUCAAAAUUUGGUCCAAAGCGAUGGAGUUUUGCCAUGUACAGCUUUGCUCCUGAUGCAGACUUCAUGGAGGAAUUUGUCCAGAUGACGGACGAGGCCAUGAAACCCUUCGUUGGUCUUCCCGGUUUCCUCCUCUCUCUCAACCUCCAAGCUGUUCCAACCGUCAUGUCUGAGCGCCGGGGAGCUGUGGACUCCCUUGGACCCAUCCAGACACAGGGUAACGUAAUCCUAAUUCAUUGGGCACUUGCCGUUGACGAGGAGGCUUGGGAGCAUGAUAACGACAUAACCAAUGCCAUGCAGGAGCUUUUCGCGGCCGCUGACAAAAAGGCCAAGAAGAUGAAUGUUUACCGCACCUAUACGCAAGCUACGUAUGCCGAUUACUGGCAGAACCCGUUCGAGGCCCGGAGCAAGAGUACAGUCGAGGAAUUGGUCAGGACCAGCAAGAAAUACGACCCCCUGAGAGUCUUCCAGAAGCAGGUCCCUGGAGGCUUCAAGCUUCCCGAGCUCUAG
This is a messenger RNA of Zasmidium cellare ATCC 36951, 1575 nucleotides long. RefSeq lists its product as uncharacterized. NCBI's taxonomy places the organism in Eukaryota, Fungi, Ascomycota, Dothideomycetes, Mycosphaerellales, Mycosphaerellaceae. Bases 1 to 1575 code for a protein of 524 amino acids. The record is from RefSeq and is a predicted model, not a curated record. Gene Ontology annotation, molecular function: FAD binding. The transcript has 2 exons.